Amorphotheca resinae ATCC 22711 is the source of this 1488-nucleotide messenger RNA. RefSeq lists its product as hypothetical. The transcript is spliced from 7 exons. The record is from RefSeq and is a predicted model, not a curated record. The coding region runs from base 163 to 1488 and encodes 441 amino acids. Gene Ontology annotation, molecular function: monooxygenase activity; FAD binding. NCBI's taxonomy places the organism in Eukaryota, Fungi, Ascomycota, Leotiomycetes, Helotiales, Amorphothecaceae.
GGGAAACGGUGUAUCAAUCUCACUGCGGUCUAGACGCUGAUAUAAAGACCAUGGGACGGUGUACCUCGCUCAGAUGCAGUACCAAGUAGCACCAAGUUCGGCUACACUGAGCAAGCAGUCGGAAGUUUCUGACUUUGAUCCUCUCUCCUCCAAUCUUCAAGCAUGCCUUCCGCCAGCCCCUCGCCUCUUAAUGUAUUGAUUGUAGGAGCAGGUAUCGCUGGUUUCAGUGCUGCCAUUUCCUGCCGUCGUGCUGGCCACAUUGUCCAGAUCUACGAGCGAUCAUCGCUGAAUAACGAGCUCGGCGCCGCCAUCCACGUAUGUCCCAACGCUUCCCGUGGACUUCUGGCGUGGGGUCUGGAUCCUGUAAAGGCACGCUUUGUGACAUGUAACAGCACAUUCCGGGCCCACGGCUCAACUCUGGAAAAGUUUCAUGAGACCGAUGAGUCGUACAUAACCUCCAAGUUUGGAGCACCUUGGUACCUGGCACAUCGUGUUGAUUUGCACGAAGAGUUAAAGCGCCUAGCAACUCAGAAGGGGGGAGAAGGAAGACCUGCAGAGGUUCAUCUCAAGUCUGAAGUGACGAAAUAUGACCCCGAAACCGGUACUAUCUACUUCAAAGAUGGCAAGUCUAUUACAGGAGACUUGGUUAUUGCAGCAGAUGGCGUCCAUUCCCGUGCGGUGGAAGCCAUACUUGGAGCUCCGAACCCCGCUCUACCAACCACGAAUUAUAACUUCGCAUAUCGCUUCUUGAUUCCCUCAAAAGACAUUGCGGAUGACCCGGAGACUGCUCAAUUUAUUCAAGAUGGUGACGGCCGAAUAACCAUGGCUGUGGGAGACGGAAAACGAUUGGUGUGGUAUCCAUGUCGGAACAAUGAAAUAUAUAACUUUGUGGGGAUCUUCCACAGUGACGAGCAGGUGGAUCAUGAAGAUUGGCAAACUGCUGUAGAUCCAUCCGCCCUCCUUGAGCGCUACUCGGAUUUUCAUACUUCCGUUCUGGCAGUACUCAAGAAAGCAACAGAUGUCAAACAAUGGCCCCUCCUCUACCGCGCACCCCUUCCUUCAUGGCGCAAAGGCAAGCUAGUUCUAGUUGGAGAUGCUGCACACCCUAUGCUUCCACACCAAGGCCAAGGUGGUUGCCAGGCAAUCGAAGACGCACUGGCCUUGGGCAUUAGUUUGAUGGACUGCACCCCUGAGGUUUUCGACCAAAGGAUUCAGCUCUAUGAAAAAAUAAGAAUGAACAGAGCAAGCGUCAUAACCAUAUUUAGCAAUGCUGGGCAAGACGAGCCAGAAAAGAUGUACGCAGAAGUAAGAAAGUUCAUACCCGCAGACAGUAUUCCGAAAACUCCCGAGGAGUUUUUCAAGUAUAAUUUUGGAUAUGAUGUUGUGACGGAUUCUAAACAAGCAAUGCUACGAGAGAAUCCCGAGUGGGAGUUACCAGACACGUUCUUUGAGACGAAACCCGCAAAAGGGCUUUAUCCUUGCGAAUAA